This is a messenger RNA of Dictyostelium discoideum AX4, 336 nucleotides long. RefSeq lists its product as hypothetical. The transcript has a single exon. The record is from RefSeq and is a predicted model, not a curated record. Gene Ontology annotation, cellular component: membrane. The coding region runs from base 1 to 336 and encodes 111 amino acids. NCBI's taxonomy places the organism in Eukaryota, Evosea, Eumycetozoa, Dictyosteliales, Dictyosteliaceae.
AUGGUUAAUCUUGAACAUAGUAAUACAUAUUUUGAUAUAUUUAUUUCAAUAACAUUCUGGGUAACAUUUUUAAUUAGUAGUGCUUACUUUUUAUCUGGAUUAUCAGCAAGUUUUUCAAUUAAAAAAACCAAAUUUUCACCUUUUUUUCCAGUUAUAACCACAAUAUAUGGUUUUGCCAUUGGAUUAUUUUAUGGUGUAAUAUCAUCAAUUAUAUUAACUGCAGUAUGUGUUAGUGCUAAUCUAACCCUAAAAUGGUAUCAAAGUUUUUUAUGUAGUCUAGUUUUAACAAUUGUUCAUAUAAUUCUAUCUUUUUUUCAAAAUAUAUUACAAAUUUAA